CGUUUCUCUCACAGCAAAGCACUCUACAGGCUCAGCAGCCAAACCUUCUCUCUCAAAUUCUUUCCAUCUUCGUUUGAAUUUUGUCUCUGCAAAAAAAUAAUCCAUGGCGAAGGACUCCGAGCACGGCUCAUUCUCAGCCAAGGACUACACAGACCCCCCUCCAGCUCCUCUCUUCGACUCAGUCGAGCUCACCAAGUGGUCUUUCUACCGAGCUUUAAUCGCCGAGUUCAUCGCCACCUUGCUCUUCCUCUACAUCACCGUUCUGACCGUCAUUGGCUACAAGAGCCAGACCGACCACGCUGACCCCUGCGGCGGCGUUGGCAUUCUCGGUAUCGCUUGGGCCUUCGGCGGCAUGAUCUUUGUUCUCGUCUACUGCACCGCCGGUAUCUCCGGGGGUCAUAUUAACCCGGCGGUGACUUUCGGGCUGUUUUUGGCGCGUAAAGUAUCGUUGGUGAGGGCGCUGUUGUACAUGGUGGCUCAGUGUUUGGGAGCCAUAUGUGGAGUUGGGCUGGUGAAGGCUUUCCAGAGCUCGUUCUACAAUAGAUACGGCGGUGGAGCCAACGAGCUUGGUGAGGGCUACAGCAAAGGCACCGGAUUGGGUGCCGAGAUCAUCGGAACUUUCGUCUUGGUUUACACUGUUUUCUCUGCAACCGAUCCCAAGAGAAGUGCCAGAGACUCGCAUGUCCCUAUUUUGGCACCACUGCCCAUUGGCUUCGCCGUGUUCAUGGUUCAUUUAGCUACCAUUCCGAUCACCGGUACCGGCAUCAACCCAGCUAGGAGUCUUGGGGCUGCCGUUAUUUACAACAAUGACAAGGCCUGGGAUGAUCAAUGGAUUUUCUGGGUUGGACCCUUCAUUGGCGCAGCCAUUGCCGCCUUCUACCACCAGUUCAUCUUGCGAGCAGGCGCCGUUAAGGCUCUUGGCUCAUUCAGGAGCCAAACCCACGUCUGAUUUUUAACUUAAACUCUGGCCUUCUUCACGGAUUCAGUGGAUUAAAAAGAGUGGAAGAGGGGUUAGAUGAGUGAACAAUGAGGGAAUUGUUAGUGCUUUUGGAUGGUGGGGAAUUCUUGAUUUGUGUAGAUAAAAAGUCUCUCUUUGUCAUAAAUGGGAGGUUUUUUUUUUUUUUUUAAAUAUCCAUGUUGUACUUUCAAGCACCCUUGGCCUUGCCUUGGAGUUCACUUCAAUGUUGUCUUUUCUUCUAGUUUCUAUGUGAUUAUGCUUUGAGAGAAA
Messenger RNA from Mangifera indica (mango), 1228 nucleotides. Its product is annotated as probable aquaporin PIP2-5. The record is from RefSeq and is a predicted model, not a curated record. Gene Ontology annotation, cellular component: plasma membrane. The transcript has 4 exons. The coding region runs from base 104 to 949 and encodes 281 amino acids. NCBI's taxonomy places the organism in Eukaryota, Viridiplantae, Streptophyta, Magnoliopsida, Sapindales, Anacardiaceae. Gene Ontology annotation, biological process: transmembrane transport. Gene Ontology annotation, molecular function: water channel activity.